Colletotrichum scovillei is the source of this 621-nucleotide messenger RNA. RefSeq lists its product as uncharacterized. The coding region runs from base 1 to 621 and encodes 206 amino acids. NCBI's taxonomy places the organism in Eukaryota, Fungi, Ascomycota, Sordariomycetes, Glomerellales, Glomerellaceae. The transcript is spliced from 2 exons. The record is from RefSeq and is a predicted model, not a curated record.
AUGGUGCUCCUCACCUCCUCCCAAGUCUCCGUACUGAUCUCCUCAGCCAUCGUUGUCUCAUGUACCGCAGCCCUCUUUCUUAGUGGCUACGUAAUCCAGCAGCGCACGCUGAGCCAGCUGCGCCAGGCCAUCAAACCCGAGACGCGACCCUCUCCAAAGGCGUCGUACUACGUUCCCGAGCAUCUCAAGGAGGCAGCAGCAGCAGGCAAUGAGCAAAAUGUACCGCUCUACGGGGGCGCGAAUGGGAAGCAGGAGCAGAUCAUCAUCGAAGUGAACCCAACGGUGCCCGAGAAGCAACAGCAGGAGCAGCCGCAGCAGCAAUCAACGAAACAAAAGGCCGGACAAAAAGCAGCGGGAUGGACAUCCGACAUGUGGCAAAAGAUGAUGGGGCCGUCGGAGAAGGAGGAUAAGGGCGGAGUCAGUAGGGAGGACUUGGAGAAGAUGGACGAAAGGGAGAGGAAUAUCAACGGAUGGAACGUCAAGGACCAGGCGAACCCCGAUCCCGAGGCGUCGAACCAGAAGCCCAUCAGCCGGGCCGAAAGGCGGCGUUUGAUCAAGGAAGAGCUGAGGCGGCUGUCGGAGAGCGAAGAGAGGGUGUACUACCAGCGACGAUUGUGGUAG